AUGAAAUUAUUUUUACUGUCUUUUGCAUUUGCUAUUUUUACCGCGUCUCCUCAUGGACUUCAAGCGAUUCAUUCAAGAUUCAAAGCAAUGAAAGCAAUAGUAAUGUUAUUAACCCUCUUGGGAGUUUCAACAGCUCAUUUUGAGGACUUUGAAAUAACCAAUAACUGGCGUGUUGUUGGUGGUUCAACUGCAAAACUCGGUCAAUUCCCUUUUAUCAUUUCUUUACGAAUCGGGGCGAAUUCUCACACUUGCGGUGGUUCUCUCAUUGCUAAAAAUUGGGUGAUUACUGCAGCUCAUUGCGUUGCUGGUGGUCAACCAGCAGCCUACACUGUGGUCGCAGGAUCAAACCAAUUAGAUUCACCAAAUGCAACAAGAAUCGCUGUGGAAAAAAUUAUUGUGCAUCCGGAUUGGAAUCCUAGUUUGAUCACCAACGACGUUGCUUUGCUUAAAUUGGCAACACCUAUAGAAGAGAGUGCUUUUAUUCAAAUUAUAGGUUUAGAAAGCGGAAAUGUUGAUGCUGUGCGAAAUUGUACUUUGAUAGGAUGGGGAAGAACUUCCUAUCCUGGAAAUAUUCCAAACGAUUUGCAGUUUUUGGAUUUGGUUUCGUUGCCUUUCACCGAAUGUAAAGACAGAUGGGCGAAUCUAAAACCGGUUUAUCCCACCGAAAUUUGCACUUUUACUAAAAGUGGAGAAGGAGCUUGUCAUGGGGAUUCUGGAGGUCCACUUAUUGAUGAAACUAAGAAAACGCCGGUACUUAUUGCUUUAGUAUCGUGGGGUUCCCCCUGUGCUAGGGGAAUGCCAGAUGUUUAUACGAGAGUUUCUUCUUUCUAUCAAUGGAUUAUAAAAACAAUAACAUAUUAA
This is a messenger RNA of Tribolium madens (black flour beetle), 861 nucleotides long. RefSeq names its product chymotrypsin-1-like (gene Ctlp-5b). Gene Ontology annotation, molecular function: serine-type endopeptidase activity. The transcript is spliced from 4 exons. The record is from RefSeq and is a predicted model, not a curated record. Lineage: Eukaryota; Metazoa; Arthropoda; Insecta; Coleoptera; Tenebrionidae. The coding region runs from base 1 to 861 and encodes 286 amino acids. Gene Ontology annotation, biological process: proteolysis.